Messenger RNA from Nicotiana tabacum (common tobacco), 546 nucleotides. The record is from RefSeq and is a predicted model, not a curated record. NCBI's taxonomy places the organism in Eukaryota, Viridiplantae, Streptophyta, Magnoliopsida, Solanales, Solanaceae.
AUGAAACUUCCUCAAGGUCUUUCUGUUACUUCUACAUCUUCUGCUUCUUCUGAGUCUCCUGCUUUGGUUUGCAAAUUGCAAAAGUCUCUUUAUGAUGACAUCAUUGUCACUGGGGAUGACUUGAAAGAAAUUUCUGCUCUUAAAGCUUUUUUGGAUGCUCAGUUCAAAAUUAAGGACUUGGGGUUGCUUAAUAUCCUUUUGUUUCAAAAGAAAUUUAUCUCUGAUUUUCUAUCAGAAUACAAGUGUGUUGAUGUUUCUCCUACUGUUAGUCCUUUAGACAUGAGCCACAAGUUACACUCUGAUGUUGGGGACCUGCUUCCUCAUCUUGAAAGUUAUAGGAUCCUAAGACCUAGAAUUCCACAUAUGACUGCCGCUUUACAUGUCUUGAGAUACUUAAAGGGCACUUCUGAUUUUGGGGUCUUGUUGAAUAAUUAUGCUGAUUUGUCUUUGAUGGCCAGUUGUGACAGUGAUUGGGUAGCUUGCCCCGAGUCUAGGUGCUCAGUUUCUGGUUUUUGCAUUCAAUUGGGUGGUAGCCUCAUCAAUUAG